Messenger RNA from Mercurialis annua (annual mercury), 773 nucleotides. RefSeq names its product GEM-like protein 4. The transcript has 4 exons. NCBI's taxonomy places the organism in Eukaryota, Viridiplantae, Streptophyta, Magnoliopsida, Malpighiales, Euphorbiaceae. The record is from RefSeq and is a predicted model, not a curated record. Bases 91 to 648 code for a protein of 185 amino acids.
GUCAUAUUGAUAUAAAUUAUGUGAAUGGAAAACUCUAAUUUUAGGCAUACAUAGUUAUAAUUUUGAUAAAAUAUAGAAGGAAGUUUGCAGAUGAAUUCAUCACUUUCCCCUUCCUCUUCUACUUCUAGUGAUACCGAAGAUUCCAAGUUAUUUGUGACAAACCGCGUUUCUUAUGCAUUCAGAAUACUAGACCAUGUAAAACUGGGACCUAAAUUAUCAGAAACAGUGAAAGGCAAAGUCAGAUUAGGGGCGAAAAUUAUUAAAGAAGGUGGAAGACACAAUAUUUUCAAACAUUUAUUCGGACUAGCAGAAGGCGAACAACUACUUAAGGCAUCGCAGUGCUACUUAUCAACAUCAGCUGGUCCUAUUGCAGGAUUGCUCUUUAUCUCCACGCAAAAGAUUGCUUUCUCCGGCCAAACUCCACUCGCCUUUCGAUCUUCUAAAGGACAACUUAUUACGACACCAUAUAAGGUAAUGAUACCAGUAAAGAAGAUUAAAAGAGCCAGCCAGAGUGAAAAUGUGGAAAAUCCAGCGAAAAAGUACAUCAAAAUAGUCACUGAAGAUAAUUUCGAGUUUUGGUUUAUGGGAUUUCUACGUUAUGAGAAAGCUUUCAUGAAUCUAGAGAAGGCCAUAUCCAUGGCUACCUGAUCUCACUAAUGUAAAUUGCUAGAUUAAAAUAGAAAUCAGUUAAGAUAGUUUUAGUCUUGAUUUUUGUUUUCUUUUGUAAGGCAUCAGAAAAUGGUGUUCAGAAUACAAUAAUUUCCUACUCUAAA